AUGUUCUGUUGCUUCUGUCGCUCGCGAGCCGCGGACGAUGACGACGAUUACGCCACGUCACUUCCCCCCGCUCCCGCGAAUCGCAAGCACGCCGCGCCAACCGCCACCGGAGCAUCCGCGGGCGUGCACGAGUUCGCGAGCCAGAUGGCGGCGGCCGACGACCGCGUCGCGAUGUCGUCCGUCGCCGUGCUUCACGCCGCGCAGAUCCGCAGCAUCCGCUCCGAGAAUGCCGGCGACGCGAGGCCCGUCGGCACGCCGCCGAGCCGCGGCGGGAGUCGCGGAGCGACUCCUCGAGAGUCGCAACGGUCGCCGGGGGUCGCAGGCGAUUGGAAUCGGAUUUAUCAAGGCCAGUCCACUCCGGGCGCAGCGUCCGGUGCGGGGUUUGGGUCGAAUGCUGCUGCUGUGGGGAGCGGAGUUAGCGGGGCCGGUGGGGUCCAUAGCAUGUCGGAGCCUCGAAUCGCGACACCUGGUGCAACAGGGGACAAACUACCGCUAUCGCCUUUAUCGGGUAUGGUUAUAACGGGUCAGGCGCAAGGACACAGUUACAGCCCCGCGCAGGGGGGGCAUCAUCCCGCGCAGUAUGCGCACCCAGGAGAGAUCGGAGGGGCGAGCGGGGGUAUUGGCGGAGGCGGAGGCGGAGGCGGCGCAGGGGUAGCGGGUGGUCCAAUUACGAUGGCGGCCGGACCUGGGACGCAACGCCCUGCUCCAAUGGCGUCGAGCGCGGCCGCGUCUGCGCCGGGUCGCGCGCGGAUACUCGCGUGGCUUCAGGAGUCGGAGUUUAACUACGCGGUAGUUGACGAGGUGGAGAACUCUCCCACAAAGCUUCCCUCGUCAAGCGGUAAAGGGGCAAGCAGCGCCGCUGGUGACAGCGACGCUGUGACUGUAGGCGGAGCCCCGCGCCUCCCCCGCAGCCGGGCAGCAGCAAUCAGCCGUUCGACCCGUUCGCGAGUUCUAGUAACGCGGGGUCGUGGCGCAGAGAGACCGCAGUUGUGA
Molecule: messenger RNA, 993 nt
Organism: Closterium sp. Yama58-4
Lineage: Eukaryota; Viridiplantae; Streptophyta; Zygnematophyceae; Desmidiales; Closteriaceae
Source: the annotation of a GenBank genome assembly